CAUUGGUCAACAGUCAACCUGACCUUUCUCUUCCAGCAUGGCCGCAACAAAGGAAAAGCUCGCGCGUGAUAUCUUUGGUGGUUCUGACUCGGAGCUGUCUUCAGAUGAGGAGGAAGAGCUCCAGAAUCAAUCGCAUAGCAAGCAGCGCCGCGACGAUUAUGAAUCAUCUGGCCCUGAUUCUGAGGAUGACUAUGGUCGCCAGGGCAAGCCGAAGAAACGGAGGACUAUCAAGAAAAAGAAAUCUAGCGACCUUAGGGAAGAGGUUGGUUCAAAGAGGAAGCGGGGGACCAAGAAGAAGGAGCCUACAUAUACGGAGGAAGACUUGAAUGACCUGCCGCCAGAGCAAGCCAGUAAGAUCAGGCUUGACAUGCAGUUCGACGCUAUACUCAAGCCCAAAAAAUCUUCGCGUCCCAAAAAACGAAAGAACAAUGACGAAGUUCUCGACAGCUUUGCUGAUGAUGAAGUCGCCCGGUUACGGGAAGCCAUGAAUAACGCAGCUGACGAAGACAUACGCUCCAAUCAUGACAAAAUUCCGGCUACGGCCAAAUUACGGCUGCUUCCUGAAGCCAUGGAGACUUUGAGAAAAGCUUCCCUUGCGCAGUCUAUGAUCGACAACAAUCUUCUGGAAGGCGUCAAACGUUGGUUAGAACCACUCCCAGAUCGUUCUCUUCCCGCGCUAAACAUACAACGCGAGUUCUUUCCCAUCCUCAGGAAAAUGGAAUUCAUCGACUCGGCCGUUCUCAAAGAGUCAGGACUUGGCAGAAUCGUCGUCUUCUACACCAAGUGCAAGCGCGUGACCCCUGAUAUAGCGCGUAUUGCCAACGAACUGGUCUCAACGUGGUCACGCCCAAUCAUUAAGAGGUCGGCUUCUUACAGGGACAGAAUUGUUCCUGUUGCCCGAGAUGAUGGAGAUCCGAACGCAGGCAGGUUUGGUGGAGAGAAAUUGGGUGCUAUCUUGGCACGCGCUAAAGAGUCAGAGAAGGGCCGGGUCCGCAAGAAUGCUGUUACAAUUCCUCAGAGUGAAUUGGGCAACUAUACUGUGGCGCCCAGGGCCAAUGCCGCCCUCAUGCGGUCUAAUACUAGCGUGGAUGUCGAUGUGGAGAGAAGGCGGAAGAAUGCUGAGCGUCUGAGGGCCCUGACCAGGAAGGUGGCCAUGAGAGGCUGACUAUUCAGUGUGCUCGCCCUUUUUUUCGCAAAUUUCUCUGUAAAUUACUGUCUAGUUUUCUGGUGAUUCAAAUAUAUCUCCGAUGGUUGUCACCCUUGUCGCUAUCCAGUGCUCAAUCUAUAUAUAUAUAUAUAUACUUGGAAGUCUUGAAAGUCUUGACUAACCAAAAAUAUCCACCUGCA
Desarmillaria tabescens is the source of this 1347-nucleotide messenger RNA. RefSeq names its product transcription factor iws1. The record is from RefSeq and is a predicted model, not a curated record. Gene Ontology annotation, cellular component: nucleus. The coding region runs from base 38 to 1165 and encodes 375 amino acids. The transcript has 5 exons. NCBI's taxonomy places the organism in Eukaryota, Fungi, Basidiomycota, Agaricomycetes, Agaricales, Physalacriaceae. Gene Ontology annotation, biological process: poly(A)+ mRNA export from nucleus.